Molecule: messenger RNA, 1148 nt
Organism: Epinephelus moara (kelp grouper)
Lineage: Eukaryota; Metazoa; Chordata; Actinopteri; Perciformes; Serranidae
Gene: fth1a
Product: ferritin, heavy polypeptide 1a
Exons: 5
Coding region: 291-824 (177 amino acids)
Biological process (GO): intracellular iron ion homeostasis; iron ion transport
Cellular component (GO): cytoplasm
Molecular function (GO): ferric iron binding; ferrous iron binding
Source: RefSeq, a predicted model, not a curated record
AGUGCGCACACAGUCGAUUCCAGUUAGCGGACAGUGAAGGUUACCUGCUUCAACAGUGCUUGAACGGCAACCUUUCUACUGUCUUUAGACCCUAAUAAUCGCUCUGAUCAUUCACGCCAUCAAUCCAUAACAACCAAAAUCGAAAUUUAAUUAUUUUUAAAACAUCAGCUCGCUAAGUUAUCCCGAACACGUUUAGCUUGCUAACUAGCUAACUGUUUUGCUAACGGCGCAAGGCACUCGGACAGCUUUUCGACCUCCUCACGACGAGACCUGCCACUGAGAUUUGAACCAUGAGUUCCCAGGUGAGACAGAACUACCACCAGGACUGCGAGGCUGCAAUCAACAGGCAGAUCAACCUGGAGCUGUAUGCCUCCUACGUCUACCUGUCAAUGGGAUACUACUUUGACCGGGAUGACCAGGCAUUGCACAACUUUGCCAAGUUCUUCCGCCAUCAGUCACACGAGGAGCGCGAGCAUGCUGAGAAGCUGAUGAAACUGCAGAACCAGAGGGGGGGAAGGAUUUUCCUACAAGACGUCAAGAAACCAGAGAGGGACGAGUGGGGCAGUGGUGUUGAGGCGCUUGAAUGUGCCCUGCAGCUGGAGAAGAGCGUGAACCAGUCACUGCUGGACUUGCACAAGCUCUGCUCUGAACACAACGACCCACAUUUGUGCGAUUUCAUCGAGACACACUACCUGGACGAGCAGGUGAAGUCCAUCAAAGAGCUGGCAGACUGGGUGACCAACCUGCGCCGCAUGGGAGCCCCUCAGAACGGCUUGGCCGAGUACCUGUUCGACAAACACACCAUGGGCAAAGAAAGCAGCUAAAUCCGUCCGAUCACAUUUCCUAAAGCUUUCUAUAUAUGUAUAUUUGUAUCUUGCUUUCAAAUGUUUUCCAAAUAUCAAGCCAUCUGCAUGGUACUGGCUCAACAUUUAAACCUAUAUUACUCAUGUGGUUAUUGCCAUUCCCUCCACAUCAUAGCUCAAUAGUCCCCUGAUCCCAGAGCUGUGAGCUAUUCCACUCAAAGCCCACUCUUGUAUCUUGCACUUCUCUGUCUACUGUCAGCUAUGCCUACAUCAUAACUAUGUACUUGCUGUUUUAUGCCAGUAGCUGUUAAUCAAACCCAAUAAAACGAACCCUCUGGAUUCUGA